AUGGCGAAGCGCGCUUUUUACAAACUGCUGCGAGUUCAGGAAGUUGACAGCCCACUGCAGUGUGAAAGGACAAUCGAGGGAUCUUUAAACCUCCACAAAACGACUCAAAAACCCAAACAUUUGGACAUAUUUGUUUCAGAACUGCUCAACCGAAUUCUCAGGAGGAGAUCUAGCUGUUCCCCACACCUCUCUGUCAUCAUGGACUCCUCCCCAGUCCUCCGUCUGCAAAGUCAGAGCAAAAUCCGAAGUGACUUUCAAAGAAUGAAGAAUGAACACAACAAAAUGCCAGCUCAAAAAAAGCCUUGCAAACCCAAGUCUGCACCUCACCUUCCUGACCACAAUACUGAGAACCAGGAUCCAGAAAACUCCCAAAAGGGCAAGAAAACACCUGUGCGACCAGGUGGGAGUAGGCUCCCGGUGCUCGCAAAGUCUCUCCGUCUUCAGACUCCCUCUGACUUCAGUCAAUCACACUGUAGAUGGGAGGAAAAACCUCUGGCUGGUAAAACUAAGAAGAAAAGGCCAUGCACCAGGCCCAUACCUUUUAACUUCUCGCAGCCUAAGAGCUUGAGAUUGGCCUCUGAAAAUCAACAGCCCCUAAUACUUUCACAAACAAGGACCGGCACUCAUCCGGUCCAACCUGAUAACAGUGCAUGCAAUGCUCGUUUAAAAACCCAAAACAUUAAUGACAAAUCUACAAAACACCCAGCUACAUUAAACAGCAACGUGGACUCAAGCACCGGCACAGGGAAGUCUAUGGGGAAGGCAGCAGACAAUACACCACACCUGCCUGGACAGUCUGUCUCUUCCAUUACAUUUAAGACUUCAGCUGUUUCUAAUAAUGUUUUGCAUCAAGACCACAGCAGUACUUCUUCUGUACAGUCUAGCCUUAGUACAGAGGCAUGUUUGGAUAACAUGAACCAGCUCAGUCUCAAAGAAUCCACCAAGUUCUCCCAAGCUUGCCAGAAUAUGCCGCUCAAAAGUUCAACAGAAAAAGUGGAGAACUUCCAGACCAACCAUGCAGCUUUGCUCAGUAUCCUCCGAAAUGAAGGACUAAGUGCUGCAGGUUUGGGAUCUACAACUCCACAGUCUAAACCUUAUAACUAUGCGCCCCAGCGAGUGUCUGUCAUGAUGAGUCGACAAAAACCUGGAGCUCCCACUGGCCCAGUGAGGCCGAUGCAGUUCUCCCCAGACCCUGCAGCACUGCACAGUAUCCUGCAGAAUGAGGGAGUGAAGGCUGGGGGUCCUGUUGGUACCACACCUCAAAAUCCGGUCCGUCCAUCAGGCAGAGGCACUUCAAUCUUUACAGCUCAGAGGGUCCCGGUUAGAAAGAAUCAGUCAGAAGCUGCUGGAGGACCAGUAGCAGUAGCACUAAAAGAAACUCCACAGAAGAAAUGGACUCCACAGAGAGUCCGUGACACCCGGCAUCAGCCCAUGUCUGCUAUGAAAUGGCAUCUGUCGACACAACAGUCACCGUAUGGCAACACUCCUGGGUUGCGAAGCUUCAAAACCAACCUUCAGCCCCGCCAGGAGGAAGUGGUUCAGAGAUUGUUUGACGAUACAGAGGGCCAGUACCGAGAGAAUGUGAUGGAGAAAGAUCCCGAGACACAAACAGAGCAGCUCCUAGUACAGGUCGAAACUGAAGGGAGUGACCUGAAGAACAAUACCCGAUGUGAAAGAAAGGUGGGGACCAGCAAGGAUGAUAAUGAUGAUGAGAAGAAGGAACAAGAGCACAGGAUUGUGGGAAGACAGCCAUUCUUCCAAGCACCACAGAGGGAGUCUGUCAUUUUUUUCUCAACUGGCAAAAAGCUGCUAAGAGCUCCUCGUUUUGAGAAGCAGGAGAGCUCAGUCCAUCAAGAGCAGCUCAGCCCAGUUUCACCAGAACAGACGAAGAUGCUGCCAGUGCAUGAAGACAAGUCCUCUGUGCCAGAACCGACAUGUCACAUCAUCCCUGCUGUUCAGAGUCUGCACAGAGAUCUCAUUGUACAGAAGACCUGUUCUAAGAGUCCUGCAGUUGCACUGCUGCGUAAACGCCUCCCUCAGCUGGAGGAGCUGCGCCUGGAUGAGGAGGUGGCCACCUACACAUCUGUGACGGUCCAGGCUGCUCCAGGGUUUCUCCCUCCUCGUCCCCGCUGUGGAAACCCAGUGGCUUCAUUCCUGCACUUUGAAGAGUUCUCUAGAUUUGUUCCAAUCAGCUGUGGUCUUUCGUCUGGCUCUUCUUCUCCAGAGAGCUCUCCCCUGCACGAGAGAUGAUUUGCACUACAAGAACACUCAACGUUUUACAGUCACUGACUCCAUAAGCUUACUCUGUUGAAAUGAGGAGACCUAUGUAAGAAGUGACUUUUGUCAAACACUGGUGUUGCGGACCUAAAUGAUAGUCCAAAGAACGCUACUGUAUCUUUUUAUAGAAACUUUUUCUUUUAUAAAAAUAGAUGUUUUCUUAAAAAAAAUUAUAUUUCUGGUAAAAUGUCCAUCCUUUAUACUACAGGCCCCAAAUGUAGAUAAAUGCCUAUUAGAAGCAAUGGUACUGACUUGAAUGAAUAAUACAUAUUGUAAAAAAUAAUGUAUGAAACAGUCACAGAAGGCUUAAUCAGUAUUACAGCUAUAGUAUUCAUAGAGAGUAGGAUGGAUCAGAGUAUUUUGUCUUCACAUUUUUAACACACCAGACUCUCUUUGUGUGGAUCGAUUGUUCUUGGUGUACAGUGCUAAUAAUAAAUUUCUAUGUCAGUG
Molecule: messenger RNA, 2727 nt
Organism: Notolabrus celidotus (New Zealand spotty)
Lineage: Eukaryota; Metazoa; Chordata; Actinopteri; Labriformes; Labridae
Gene: troap
Product: trophinin associated protein
Exons: 13
Coding region: 1-2250 (749 amino acids)
Source: RefSeq, a predicted model, not a curated record